AUGUGUGGCAUUUUUGCAUACUGCUCCUUCCUGCUCGAAAAGGACCGUCGAACGAUCCUCGAGAUCCUGCUGAACGGGCUCCAGCGACUGGAGUACCGCGGCUAUGAUUCAGCUGGUCUCGCCAUCGACGGCGAUACGGCCAAACAGGUCUACAUCUUCAAACAGGUCGGCAAAGUGGCUGCAUUACGCAAACACACCGGCGAGGCUGCCCUCGAUCUCGACAAGACCUACCUCUCCCAGACCUCCAUGGCUCACACACGAUGGGCCACACACGGUGAGCCCAACCCGACAAAUUGCCAUCCUCAUCGGAGUGACCCGACCAAUGAGUUCACUGUCGUCCAUAACGGCAUCAUCACCAACUACAAAGAACUCCGUCUCGUCCUCGAGAAGCGAGGCUAUAAGUUUGUCACGGACACCGACACAGAGGUCGCUGCCGUGCUCGCCAAGUACCUCUGGGACAGCCAGCGCGGCAGACCAAUCUCGUUUACGUCCUUGGUCAAAUCGGUCAUCAAAGAACUCGAGGGCGCGUUUGCCUUUGUGUUCAAGUCGAUCCACUACCCUGACGAGACCGUCGUCUGCCGUCGUGGCUCGCCCGUCUUGAUCGGCGUAAAGACUGACAAGAAGCUCAAGAUUGAUUUCGUCGAUGUCGAAUUGCCCGGUGCAGCUGAUGACAAGCUCGACACGCCCGUCGGAACCGCGCCCAUUAACGGAGGCUUGCUGGCUGUGCCUGACGCAAGUCAGACAGGCUCCAAGCUCGUUCGUACCCAGUCGCGCGCAUUUCUGUCGGACGACGGCAUGCCUCAACCGAUCGAGUUCUUCAUCGCUUCAGAUGCUUCUGCCAUCGUCGAGCACACCAAGCGCGUGCUGUACUUGCAAGAUGAUGACAUUGCUCACAUUGCUGAAGGGGAGUUCCACAUCCACCGUCUCCAUCGUGACGAGACGGGCAGCGUGUCAGCGGUCCGUGCUAUUGAGACGCUCGAGAUCGAGUUGGCAGCAAUCAUGAAGGGAUCUUUCAACCAUUUCAUGCAAAAGGAGAUCUAUGAGCAGCCCGAGUCUGUCGUCAACACCAUGCGAGGUCGCAUCAAUUUUGAUUCGCAGCGUGUCAAUCUCGGUGGCCUCAAGACUUAUCUUCAUGUCAUCCGUCGCUGCCGCCGUCUCGUCUUUGUUGCCUGUGGCACAUCUUACCAUUCCUGCCUUGCUACACGCGCCAUCUUCGAAGAGCUCACCGAAAUUCCAGUCUCGGUUGAGCUCGCAUCCGACUUCCUCGACCGCAAGUGUCCCAUCUUCCGCGAUGAUGUCUGCAUCUUCGUUUCCCAAUCGGGUGAGACGAUCGACACCAUUCUCGCGAUGCGUUAUUGCCUCGAGCGUGGGGCACUCAACGUUGGCGUCGUCAACGUUGUCGGCUCGACCAUCUCGCGCGAGACCCAUUGCGGUAUCCACAUCAAUGCCGGCCCAGAGAUCGGUGUGGCUUCUACAAAGGCCUACACGUCCCAAUAUAUUGCCUUGCUAAUGAUGGCGAUCCAGCUCUCGGACGACCGCAUCUCGCUGACGCCUCGCCGCAACGAGAUCAUCGAUGGACUCCACGAGCUGCCUGGUCAGAUCAAAGCGAUUCUGCAGCUGGACGCUAGCUUGCAACAGCUUGCUCCCGUUCUCGCUAAGGAGCGCUCUCUGCUCAUCAUGGGUCGCGGCUUUCAGCACGCAACCUGUCUCGAAGCUGCUCUCAAGAUCAAGGAAUUGACAUACAUGCAUUCCGAGGGCAUCCUUGCUGGCGAGCUCAAGCACGGCCCUCUUGCCUUGAUCGACGAGUCCAUGCCGGUCUUGCUCAUCAUGACGCGCGACAGUCUGUAUCCCAAAGUGCAGUCGGCACUGCAGCAGGUCACCGCUCGCAAGGGUGCGCCUAUCAUCAUCGCCAAUGAAGACGACGACAAUAUUACUGCUCCCCGUACGAUUCGCGUACCUCGCACGGUCGACUGCCUCCAAGGCUUGCUCAACAUCAUCCCUCUGCAACUGCUCUCGUAUCACAUGGCAGUUGCGAGAGGUUUCAAUGUCGAUUACCCAAGAAAUCUGGCCAAGAGCGUCACUGUGUAA
Messenger RNA from Mixia osmundae IAM 14324, 2088 nucleotides. RefSeq lists its product as uncharacterized. The coding region runs from base 1 to 2088 and encodes 695 amino acids. NCBI's taxonomy places the organism in Eukaryota, Fungi, Basidiomycota, Mixiomycetes, Mixiales, Mixiaceae. Gene Ontology annotation, biological process: UDP-N-acetylglucosamine metabolic process; protein N-linked glycosylation; fructose 6-phosphate metabolic process. The record is from RefSeq and is a predicted model, not a curated record. The transcript is spliced from 8 exons. Gene Ontology annotation, molecular function: carbohydrate derivative binding; L-glutamine:D-fructose-6-phosphate transaminase (isomerizing) activity.